AGUAGUGGAGUGAACAGUAGCUGGGAAAGACAGAGAUUUAUUUUUGGAUAAUUAAUGAAGUUUUAACUUUAAAUAUGCGACGUGUCAUUAACCUUAUCUUAGUACUCACAAUUCUCACACUAUCGAUCUCGUUAUCAAAUGCAUUUGUGAUCAAAUGCCGUUAUAAUGAAUGGGAUUGGAAUUUUAAGCAGAAAGUCUACGAAUGUCAAGGAACUGCACUUGAACUUGAUGAAUCGCCUGGUUAUGUUGUUGAUGUACGAGGCGAGCACAUGAUUGGUGGAAAUUUGACUGAAGUUGAAGCACUGAGAUUCAUGCAUAAGGAGAAUAUAACUUUCAUACCAAAUGGAAUUGGUAAAUUCUUUCCAAAUUUAAAGGGAUUGAGUUUUAUGAAUUGCAAUAUCAAGACGAUAUCGAAAGAUCAUUUGGCUGAAUUUCCGCAAAUGUUUCAACUUAGCUAUAGUCUUAAUGCUAUUGAAUAUGUUCCUGGCGACACUUUCAUCUACACCCCAAAAGUUCAGCUCAUCAAUUUCUCAGGAAACAACAUUAAGCGUAUUGGCCUUGGACUCUUUAAACCACUUAAGAACCUACAAUACAUCUGGUUUGAGAAGAAUGUCUGCAUCAAUAUGAACGCAAAAGUUUCUGCAUUUAAACAACUCAGACAAGAAAUCAAGCAGCAUUGUUAUGGCGGCAAGACUGAAUGUUUGAAAAUUCCAAGAAUAUUGACUCGAUGGAACGACACCAAACCUGUGGAAAUGUGUGAAUUAAUUAAAGUUUAUAAAUUCAAACCUAAACCAUGGCAUGAGCUUGAAAAGUUCGAAAGAGAGAAGGCACAAAACGAGAGAAAGCAAAAGGAAGAUUAUAUUAAAAAGGUUCUGAAGAUUUGCGAGUAUCCGACUCCAGUUUAUCGAUUUAUAGAGACAAUUUACUACAAAGUGGUCAAAACUAAUGACAAAGAUAUUAAACUAGCUAUGAGAGAUGAAAGGGAGAAGAAAACUAUUGAUACUCUUCUAAAGAUAACUGGGAUGGACAAAUUUCAGAAUGCGAACCGUUAAAACUGAUUUUGGAUUGUUAAAAAAGCAUAAUAAAAUGUAAAUUUAACAGUAAUUUCGAAG
Messenger RNA from Chironomus riparius, 1112 nucleotides. The record is from the annotation of a GenBank genome assembly. NCBI's taxonomy places the organism in Eukaryota, Metazoa, Arthropoda, Insecta, Diptera, Chironomidae.